UUGUGUGCUAAGAUGGCGGACCGGCGACGACGAAGGAGGCGCGCGUCUCAGGAUAGCGAGGAUGAGGAUGAGUCUGCGUCCGGGUCGGACAGCGGAAGAUCGGCUUCCCCCAGCGGGAAGAGCCGCGCUCGAGUCCCCGAACCGGGAGAGCCUCCAGCUGGGCGCGUAGGCGCGAAAACCGACGUCGAAUCCGAGUGUGAAAGUGAAGAUGGUGUAGGUGAAGCUGUCCUUUCUGACUAUGACAGUGCUGAUCCGGAGGAGAACGGCUCACGCUCGGAGGGAGGAGAGGAUGAGGAGGAGGAGGGUGAACACUUCAGUGAUGAAGAUGCUGCACAGCCAGUUACAGAGCAGAAAGCAGCAGUUGAUGCUCCCGCUGAAGGUUUAGGAGAGGGGGAGGAGGAGGAAAGAGAGAUGAGAGAAAUGAAAGAAGUGAAAGCUGAUGAGAAGGGAAACUUGGCUGGAGAGAGGCAGAGUGGAGAUGGUCAGGAGAGCACGGAUGAUCCUGAGAAUAAGUCGGCAAAUAAAGCUGGUCAGAAGUUGGAUGAUGAUGAGGACCGGAAGAAUCCAGCAUACAUCCCCCGGAAGGGCCUGUUUUUUGAGCAUGAUGUGAGAGGCCAGGCUCAGGAUGAAGAGAGGCCUAAGGGCAGACAUAGGAAGUUGUGGAAAGAUGAGGGUCGCUGGGAGCAUGAUAAGUUCCGUGAAGAGGAGCAGGCCCCUAAAUCACGUGAGGAGCUGAUUGCUGUUUACGGCUACGACAUUCGUAAUGGCAACGGCCCCAGUGACACCAGACCAUUCAAACCACGGAAGCCCAGGUAUCCUGGCCCACUAAACCAAGAGUCCAAGCGUUACAGGGAUGGUGAGAAGCCCCCCCGCUCCUCCUGGCAUGGUGCACCUCCCAGUGCCCGCAGUGCCCCGCCUGUGACCGUAACUUCCCAGUCAGUUCCUGCUGCUCCUCGUCCCCAGAAUAGGCCCUCCACCCAGCCCCCUGCACGCACCUUCCAGAGCAGCCGUCGGCCUGAAAUCAGAAGCCACCUUAAAGCCACCACACGAUCCCAGGCUUCUGAGAACGAGAGGGCACCCAGACUCCGGGGCCGAGGUUCUCAUGGACCCCCUCACCAUGCCCAGCGCAGCCUACAAGAGGAUGAAGAAGAGGAAGGAGAGAUCCCCACUGUAGCCACCACUUACACUGCCCAUUACUACAAAAUUGAGCAGGAGACAGCCUCUUCAUCACAGCAAAAGGGGGAGUGUGGAACAGCGGAGGAGCAGCAGUCGAGCACACCUAGCACAGUAAGGGAGGUGUCUCCACCUCCUGAGAAGCCAGUGGAGAAAAAAUCAUACUCUCUGGCGCGUAGGAGCCGAGCCAGACCCUCGGACCUUAGCAAGCAGGCCUCGCUGGAAGAAGCAGUGCCCACCCCACAGGUUAUGCCCACUGCUGCCAAGAGUGAAUCAUGGCAGGGACCGGGUGAGACGGGCACACAGAGUGGCCUGUCAAGGCUUGAUCAGGAUCUGGCCCAUCUCAGUCUAGCGGGGCAAAGCUGGACCCAGAGUCCACCCUCAUACCUCCGGCCUGAGAUGAGGGGCAUCUCUAGUUCUAUACAUAUGGCUGGUGGACCUCCUCAAUAUGGCAACAUGGAGGACAUGGGUGUUGGUGGUGGCCGGGCUAAGCGGUAUUCGUCUCAGAGGCAGAGGCCGGUGCCUGAACCAGCGCCAAUGCACAUAGGGCUCAUGGAGGGCCACUAUUAUGACCCCAUGUCAUUCCAGGGACCAAUCUAUACACAUGGUGACAGUCCUGCUGCCAUGCCACCACAGGGGCUGCUGGUACAACCAGAGAUGCAUCUGCCCCACCCCACACACCCCGGCUUGCAUCCACACCAGUCAGGAGGACCGAUUCCAAACCCUGCGCUUUAUGCUGCUCCACCCGUUUCUCUGUCUCCUGGACAACCACCCCCGCAGCAACUGCUACCCCCACCCUUCUACCCCCCACCUGGAGUCAUGACGUUUAGCAACACCAACUACCCUUACCCAGCUGGAGCUACCCUACCCCCCAUGUACCCCAAUGCACAGGCUCAGUCACAGGUGUAUGGUGGAGUGACGUAUUUUGACACGGUACAGCAGCAGGCUCAACCUAAACCUUCUCCACCACGCCGCACUUCACAGCCAGUCACAGUAAAGCCUCCCCCGCCAGAGGACCAGAGCAGGAAGCCUAGUGAGGAGGUGCGCUCCUAGCUGCUGCUGAAAGGAGUGACCAGGACCAGAACCCCUUGUGGAUGAAUAUAAUUUUCACUUUGUUACAUCACUUUUUAAAAAAAAAAAACACACAAAACAUGUAUGAUUUUAUCCAUUUUGUCAAGCAUGUCCACAUUCGCCCUCAUGCAAGGCCCUCCUUGUGAGGUCAUAUCUUGAUCAUAUUUUUCAUUACCUUAUCUAUUUGCUGUGUGUUCCUUCACUCUCAUCAAGGUAUGUAUUAGUUCCUGAAGAAAAUGUACUGUAAAAUGUCAAGCUGAUACAGAAAGGGGUUUCGCUGCUAGUAAUCAUCAUCAUCAUCAUCAUCAUCAUGGUCAAGAAAUGUCACUACUUGUAUUAAUAAUCCAGGCCAUUAUUUUAUAUGGGAAAGGCAGAUAAAUGCGAUUACAAACAUUUCAUUUUUGUACAGCAUGUUGGAUGUGUUGGAGAAGAACACAUGUCCAAGGCUAUUUAGAUCAGUGUUUUCCAGAUAUGCAAUAUGUAUUUGUUGCAAAUUGGACCUGCAUGAUGAUGAUUAUCUGGUGGAAUUUUUAACCACAGUACUCCAGUUUGUGUUUCUAAAGAAUGCAACAUGAAAGCAGAUCGGCGCCAAAUAGUAACUCAUUAGGACGAUCAUUUAACGUUGAAUUUAAAUAUUGCAUGUAGCAUCUUCAGUUUAACAUUCACAUUCAGCAUUAGAGGGCACUUUGUUUGGCCUGGCAGUCUAUGCAUCUCCAUUCCCCCCCCAUGUCUAUGUGAAUGUUGAUUAUUAACUAAAAUAAGGCAAUAUAUUUCAGCUGUAGUGCAGUUUCCAGACCAGUCAAUGAGAGGGUAUUGAGCUGUGUUAUGAUUCAUGAUAGUGGAUAAACUAAUUGACCAAAACUUUUUGGCAUCCCAGCCGUCAGUGCUGAAAUACAGAGCCACAGAUUGAAAGAGCUCCUUUUCUGUAGUCAACACAAAGUACAUGCACAUGCAAUUUCCAUGGAAAUGUGAUGGUGCACCUUUUAAGGGCUGAAAGAAAGGCAGUGAAUUCUAUGUAGGACUGUUCUAAUGGCAAGUUUAAACAGUUAUUGGCGGUAAUGUUUUUUUUUUUUUUUUUUUUUUUUUAAAUUCAGUAGUAGUCUGCUCAUAGGUUUUAAUGCAUUUUUUUAACUCUAAAUCAACAGUGCUGAUUUUCAAGUGCUCAAGCAGUGUAGUUUCUGUAAAGGUGCUAGUCUCUUGUGUGUAGUGAAGUGUGAACUCUUCACUCUUCCCCACAUCAAUGGCACAUGCCUGAUCUCUACAUCUUUGACUUUGUUCGGUGUUGGAUACAAUACUGUAAUAACAGUUUCAAGUUAAGAUGAUUUUACGUAGUAGAGUGUUCUGUGUGAUGCUCGCUCAACCAUUUAACAGUACACUUUGUGCUUUGAUGUUCUGGGGGAAACUCAGCCCAGAACCAUUCACUUUGCCUGAAACUGAUAUACUUGACAGCGCUACUGCUUGGUGAUGGCUUUCUAGUGUAAGUGUAUAUAGAAUAAAUGUAUUAUUGAAGCCUGUGGUUUAAAAAGCAGUAAUAUCUAACACUUAGUUACUAGUGAAAUACAGUCACCUUGAACAAAGUCAGCAGGGAUUCCUAGCCUUUAUUUGUUGUCUAAUGAAUUAACUGAUAAUUAACUUGCAAUUAUCAACAGCUUACUUUAUUUUAUAGACUGCUAAUUAUAAGAGGUUUUUUUUUCUCCUUUUAGGAGCACUGUACAGGCAUGCAUGAGCACAUGGCUCCAUUUCUUUGUGAAAGCAAUUUUAGGUGAGUUCCAGGGGCUGUAAAUCUGUUCCCACUAACCCCACUGGACUGUGAUGGGUAUGUCCUUUAAAAUAGUUCCCUUUAUCAUUUGCUCCUGAUAGCCUGCCAGAAUAACUGAAAUUCUAUUAUGUUAUCAGUGUUGUUUAGAUGUGGUUUAUAAGACAAUUUGUGAUGUUACUUUCUAUGCCUUAAAAAUUGCAUUGGUUUGACAUAUCUGCUCCGAUCGACUAGACCUGCCAACACUGUGAUGGGCUUGUACGUUUCAUAGGUGUUUAAAUGUUAGUGUUUAAAUUUUUUUGUUUGUGGAGCAAUUUUGUCAAGAGAACUAUUAAACAAGACUCGUGUAA
This is a messenger RNA of Neoarius graeffei (lesser salmon catfish), 4350 nucleotides long. RefSeq names its product casc3 exon junction complex subunit (gene casc3). Lineage: Eukaryota; Metazoa; Chordata; Actinopteri; Siluriformes; Ariidae. Gene Ontology annotation, molecular function: mRNA binding. The record is from RefSeq and is a predicted model, not a curated record. The transcript is spliced from 13 exons. Bases 13 to 2226 code for a protein of 737 amino acids. Gene Ontology annotation, cellular component: exon-exon junction complex. Gene Ontology annotation, biological process: mRNA processing.